Passer montanus (Eurasian tree sparrow) is the source of this 4121-nucleotide messenger RNA. RefSeq names its product EPH receptor B3 (gene EPHB3). The record is from RefSeq and is a predicted model, not a curated record. Gene Ontology annotation, biological process: axon guidance; cell surface receptor protein tyrosine kinase signaling pathway; protein phosphorylation. The transcript has 16 exons. The coding region runs from base 60 to 2975 and encodes 971 amino acids. Gene Ontology annotation, cellular component: neuron projection; plasma membrane. Gene Ontology annotation, molecular function: protein binding; ATP binding; transmembrane-ephrin receptor activity. Lineage: Eukaryota; Metazoa; Chordata; Aves; Passeriformes; Passeridae.
UCCCCCUUCUGCUGCUCCUGCUGCUCCCCGGUGGCCGCCGCGCUCUGGAGGAGACCCUGAUGGACACAAAGUGGGUGACCUCUGAGUUGGCAUGGACAACUCAUCCGGAGACAGGGUGGGAAGAAGUCAGUGGUUAUGAUGAGGCCAUGAACCCUAUCCGCACGUACCAGGUCUGCAACGUCCGGGAGGCCAACCAGAACAACUGGCUUCGUACCAAAUUCAUCCAGCGCCAGGAUGUCCAGCGCGUCUACGUGGAGCUGAAGUUCACCGUGCGGGACUGCAACAGCAUCCCCAACAUCCCUGGCUCCUGCAAAGAGACCUUCAACCUCUUCUAUUAUGAGUCAGAUACGGAUUCUGCCUCUGCCAACAGCCCUUUCUGGAUGGAGAACCCCUAUAUCAAAGUGGAUACAAUUGCCCCAGAUGAGAGCUUCUCCAAACUGGAGUCUGGCCGCGUGAACACCAAGGUGCGCAGCUUUGGCCCUCUCUCCAAGAAUGGUUUUUACCUUGCCUUCCAAGACCUGGGAGCCUGCAUGUCCCUCAUCUCCGUCCGGGCUUUCUACAAGAAAUGCUCCAACACCAUUGCUGGCUUUGCUAUCUUCCCGGAGACUCUAACGGGGGCCGAGCCCACUUCCCUGGUCAUCGCACCGGGCACCUGCAUCCCCAAUGCAGUGGAGGUGUCUGUGCCCCUAAAGCUGUACUGCAACGGCGACGGCGAGUGGAUGGUACCCGUGGGAGCAUGUACGUGUGCUGCUGGAUAUGAGCCCACCAUGAAGGACACCCAGUGCCAAGCGUGCGGCCCAGGAACCUUCAAGUCUAAGCAGGGGGAAGGUCCCUGCUCUCCCUGCCCUCCCAACAGCCGCACCACCUCUGGAGCAGCAAUGGUCUGCACUUGUCGAAACGGCUUUUUCCGGGCAGACACGGACCCUGCAGACAGCGCCUGCACCAGUGUCCCCUCAGCCCCCCGCAAUGUCAUCUCCAACGUGAACGAGACGUCGCUGGUGCUGGAGUGGAGCGAGCCGCAGGACACGGGCGGCAGGGAUGACCUGCUCUACAACGUCAUCUGCAAGAAAUGCAGCGUGGAGCGGCGCCUGUGCACCCGCUGCGACGACAACGUGGAGUUCGUGCCGCGCCAGCUCGGCCUCACUGAGCGACGCAUCUACAUCAGCAACCUGAUGGCCCACACCCAGUACACGUUCGAGAUCCAGGCCGUGAAUGGCAUCUCCAACAAGAGUCCCUACCCUCCCCAUUUUGCCUCUGUCAACAUCACCACCAACCAGGCAGCCCCGUCUGCCGUACCGACGAUGCACCUGCACAGCAGCACCGGGAACAGCAUGACGCUGUCAUGGACUCCCCCAGAGAGGCCCAACGGCAUCAUUCUGGACUAUGAGAUCAAGUACUCAGAGAAGCAAGGCCAGAGUGAUGGCAUCGCCAACACAGUCACCAGCCAGAAGAACUCGGUGCGGCUGGACGGGCUGAAGGCCAAUGCUCGGUACAUGGUGCAGGUCCGGGCACGCACCGUGGCGGGAUACGGCCGCUACAGCCUCCCCACGGAGUUCCAGACAACUGCUGAGGGUGGUUCCACCAGCAAGACUUUCCAGGAGCUGCCUCUGAUCGUGGGUUCGGCCACUGCAGGGCUGGUGUUCGUCAUCGUGGUGGUGGUGAUUGCUAUCGUCUGCUUCAGGAAAGGGAUGGUUACUGAACACCUCCUCUCGUCUCCUUUGGGCAGGAAGCAACGCAACAACACCGACCCCGAGUACACAGAGAAGCUGCAGCAAUAUGUUACCCCUGGGAUGAAGGUGUACAUUGACCCUUUCACCUAUGAGGACCCAAAUGAAGCUGUCCGGGAAUUUGCCAAAGAGAUUGACAUCUCCUGUGUGAAAAUUGAGGAGGUCAUUGGAGCAGGGGAGUUUGGUGAGGUGUGCCGCGGGCGCCUGAAGCUGCCUGGCCGCCGCGAGAUCUUCGUGGCCAUCAAGACGCUGAAGGUGGGCUACACGGAGCGGCAGCGGCGGGACUUCCUGAGCGAGGCCAGCAUCAUGGGCCAGUUCGACCACCCCAACAUCAUCCACCUGGAGGGGGUGGUGACCAAGAGCCGCCCCGUCAUGAUCAUCACGGAAUUCAUGGAGAACUGUGCGCUUGACUCCUUCCUCCGGUUGAAUGACGGGCAGUUCACAGUCAUCCAGCUGGUGGGAAUGAUGCGAGGCAUCGCCGCCGGCAUGAAGUACCUUUCGGAGAUGAACUAUGUGCAUCGGGAUCUGGCUGCCCGCAACAUCCUGGUCAACAGCAACUUGGUCUGCAAAGUGUCUGACUUCGGGCUCUCUCGCUUUCUGGAGGAUGACCCAGCUGACCCCACCUACACCAGCUCCCUGGGAGGCAAGAUCCCAAUCAGAUGGACAGCUCCCGAGGCCAUCGCCUACCGCAAAUUCACUUCAGCCAGCGACGUGUGGAGCUACGGCAUCGUCAUGUGGGAAGUGAUGUCCUACGGGGAACGACCUUACUGGGACAUGUCCAACCAGGAUGUGAUCAAUGCCGUGGAGCAGGAUUACCGCCUGCCACCCCCCAUGGACUGCCCCACUGCACUGCACCAGCUGAUGCUGGACUGCUGGGUGCGAGACCGCAACCUGAGGCCCAAAUUUGCACAGAUUGUCAACACGCUGGACAAGCUCAUCCGCAAUGCUGCCAGCCUGAAGGUCAUCGCCAGCGUCCAGUCUGGCAUCUCCCAGCCGCUCUUGGACCGCACUGUCCCAGAUUACACCACCUUCACCACCGUAGGAGACUGGCUGGAUGCCAUCAAAAUGGGACGGUACAAGGAAAACUUCGUCAAUGCUGGCUUUGCCUCCUUUGACCUGGUGGCACAGAUGACUGCGGAGGACCUGCUGAGGAUAGGGGUGACGCUAGCAGGGCACCAGAAGAAGAUCUUGAGCAGCAUUCAGGACAUGAGGCUGCAGAUGAACCAGACGCUGCCAGUGCAGGUUUGACCACAGGGGACUCUGCAUUGGAACGGACCAAGGGAACCUGCCAAAAAGGUUCAGUUUGCGGUGCAGCCCAGCUUUUCCCCUCCACAUGGCGCUCCUCUGCCUCGGACGGUCGCUGGGACGGGAUGGGACGGGACGCCCUUCCCUGGAUCGAAGGCACUCAUGCUGAGGGAGCCCAGCUUUUCGUCCCUUGUCCUGGAAUGGCGAGGCAGCAACACAUCUUCAUAUUGAAGAUGGAUUAUGGGACAGAGAUGGCACAUCCCACUUCCCACCCUGUCUUGGUGCUCAUCGGUUUGAAGAGUUGUUCUGCUUCUUGGAUUUCUUUUCACCCUGUUUUCCCCCAGUCCUCACUUCCCUCACCUCCCUGAGGCCACAGACUGUUGACCCGUCCGCCGAGUCCGUCAGACAUGUCCGAAGCCUUCCCUAACUCUGUUCCCCACAUGGAAGCAGCCGGGGGAGGCUGAGCCAGCGACAGGGCUGGGGCCACCAGCCCCAGACAAUCACUCCUCUUCUCCAGCCCUGGCAAGCCCUCCGCCCAAGGGUCUGCACUGGAACGUGUCCGAAGGGAAGGCUUCGCUCCCUUUCUUGGCUUUGCACGCCAGAACCCGAACCCGAUUUACUAUGCAGGGAGUUAGGCAAAAAAAAAAAAAAAAAACCGGAAAAAAAAGAGAUAUAUUAAAAAAAGAUAAGAGGGAGCAGAAAGGGGAGGGAGGGGGACCAGGUGCCCGGCUCCUCAUCUCUUACCCUCUUGGUUCUCCUGGCCGGCUCUGGACUGCAGAGCGAGGCCAUCAGCACGUUUGCACAGGGACCCUCCGCCCCCGGACCGACGGCAGCCGCGCUCCCCCGAGGGGCCGGGAGCGGGGCUGGGGCGGGGGCUGCGCCGGGGGCCGCGGCUCCCCCAGCCUCCUCUUUUAUGCAGAAGGAGCAGGUGCCGCCGGCGCGGCUGCCCGCUCCUGACACACGCUGUGAUUGCUGCCAAAAGACUCACUCACCUUUCCCUGAGGAUUCACUGCAGCCCGGUUCCUCCGAGCCGAGGGAGAGACUCCCAGCGUGCCUGAGUGUGCGUGAGUGUGUGCAUGCGUGCGUGGGUGUGUGCUGGCCGCAGGACUGUGGGAGGCAAUGGGCAGAAUAAAGGCAAUAAGAAUUUUA